CUAGGUGUAAGUAAAUUGUACAGAGGAAAAAAUGUUGCACUUUCGCCAUGUCUAGUUUGUUUUCUGCUAUAUUAAUAAACUAUUUUUCUACUGCGUUAUCGACUUCAAUCUCUUCCCAAUACUUCGAUUAAUUAAUUCCUCAAUUAAUACCCGCCUCUUUUAGUUUUUUUUUUUUUUAAAUACGCCAAAUGUAAGUAAAGUAUGCAAGAAGAUGCCGAAUAAAACUUAAUCGAUAAACAGAACCCACUGAGUUUCUCGCCAGUUCUUCAUAGUUUAACCGUUCCGGUGAUAAAUUCAGACGAAGCACGGCUCUUGAUAAGGUAGAUGUUAGUAAGUUCUUCCAAGCUGAGCCACGUUAGUUGACCCAUCAAUCAAGGUGAAGCCAGAAUAGGUCCUCGAGACAAAAAGAAAACGGUAAAUUAUUAGGUCUUUACCAACCCAACCAAGUGUUUCAGCCAAACGUCCGCUCUCGCCGAGAAAAGACAGCUAAGACUGGUUCAGACAUAUUUCUGCACCUCACAAAUGACGCCGGACGGGCAAUCAACAGUGUCACGACACGUCACGUCAUUCGCUCAUCCGAAGUUAUGUGCCAACUACAUAAUAAUAUUUUUAAUAUUUUGGAGUUUACUCCUUUAGAAUCGAUUUACAUAUAUAGGCCCGGGGUAUGAAAAUUAUGGGGACCAAAAUCGUACUAGCAUGUCACACGAAAUGCGUUAUGCGCCUGAUUGGCUCCUGAUUGCGUGAUGCGUGCGCGCGCCAAUCAAAAUCGUACUAGCAUGUCACACGAAAUGCGUUAUGCGCCUGAUUGGCUCCUGAUUGCGUGAUGCGUGCGCGCGCCAAUCAGGAGCCAACGCGCGGCCGCGUUAUCGCAGGUGACGCCGGGCUGCUGCGCCGGCAGUCCGCCACAAAGCCUCGUACUGAUCGCGCGUUUCUCUCAUUAUUGUAUUUUCAUAUAUUUGUUAGUCGUUUGUUUUGUGUCUCGUUAAUUUGUUAAUAAUCUGUAGUGUAUCGUGUUGUCGUAAUAUAGAACUAUUUCUCGUAUUGUUUCGUUUAAUUUUUUAUAUCCAGUAAACUCCAGUCGUGCGUCGGAGCGGACACACACACUUUUUUUUUAAUAUUUUUAUCAGCAUAGCAUUGUAUGCUAUGCUGAUAAAAAUAUUCUUGGUACACUAACUGUUACCGACAAACAAAUAUUCAAUUCAGUAGGUUUAAAUUAUAUUUGUAACAUAAAACUGGAGAAUCGAAGAUAAAAAUCACAAGAAUAUUAAUAUCAGAAUCACUUUUUAUAGUCUCGUCGUUUAAAUAUUAAUAAGGUCACCUAAGUAAAUCAAUUUCACUGUUGUUUUAAUCAAUUAAUUCCGCGAACGCGUGGAACCUUUAAGUUUUAAUCUGCGUCCAGAAUUUUCAACGCAAUGCACGUUUUAUUCGUGAUAACAGCUUUUAUUAUCACAGAUAUUAGAGGAAAUGAGACAACAACUGAACGUUUGUCCAAGAUAAUUCGUAUAGUAAUUUCUAAGCCAGAAACGGACAGCGAAAUUGUCUUAGAUGAUAAUGACGGAAAUAAAAUAUCGAGCGAGGUUACGAGAAUUCAACACGAAACGGAUCCGAAUGAUUAUGAUAAUGAUGCUAUUUCAAAAUCAGGCUUCGACGGAGAUUACUCUUUAGAAGAAUUUGCCGAAACAUUUAAAUAUGAACCAGAAGGAGCAGAAAAAAUACAGAAAAAAGAACAAUUUCUGAACGAUGUAAACAAUAUUGCGAGAUCCUUAAACGUUUUAGUGAAUGUCGAUAAAAUUGAUGUUAUUAAUGAUUCUACGAAGAAAUCUGAUUCUAGGUCCGAUUUAAAUAACAGAAGAUCUAACUUUAUACAAACGAAGCACAAUCAUGACGUGAAUCCUGGGGUGGUACUGUUUUACUCACCCAUCCUCUACUGUCUCACGCCACAAGGGCACACAAGAAUUUGCGAAAAAUAUACCAAUCCAGGGAUAUAUCGUUCACCGCAUUUCUUCCAAAAGGCUUUGCUGUCGCCAAUCAAGUUGCCACUGAGACAUCAUCACCACGAACCGAUGUUGCCAAUUAACAGGAUCGUAUUACCUUCAUUGACCAGUAAAGAAUAUAGAAGAAAACUAAAAGACCAUACCUUUGAUUCGGUGUAUGGUUCUAACAGACAUUCAAAUCGCAUUUGCGCUGUUGGCCAACAAAAUUAUCCGAAUCCAUACGAUACCGUGCAAUGUUAAAUGGCAUCUUUGGUUACAUUCAGGCAAUGUUCAAGCUCUGUAGAAUUUAAUUUGAUUCACAUCUUUACGUAAUAUACAAAAGCGAACCGUA
Bombyx mori (domestic silkworm) is the source of this 2325-nucleotide messenger RNA. RefSeq lists its product as uncharacterized. The transcript has 3 exons. Lineage: Eukaryota; Metazoa; Arthropoda; Insecta; Lepidoptera; Bombycidae. Bases 1413 to 2234 code for a protein of 273 amino acids. The record is from RefSeq and is a predicted model, not a curated record.